AUGGCGCCCGAACCGCAACCCGAGCCUCCCGCACAAGCCGAAGCGGCCCCGCAAGAAGCAGAGCAACAGCAAACAGGACAACCCCCCGCGAGCCCUCCCCUCCCUCAGCGCCACACAGCCGUAUCCCCUGGUCCCCGCGCAGCGCGCCUCCAAGAGCUCUAUGCGCGAUCGCUGAAAAAGACACUGGGAAAGGCAGGCUGGCAGAAUGUCGCGGGGUGCUACCCUACUAUCGCGAAGAGGGCGGAGGGUGUGCUAAGGCAGGUCCAGGGACAGAUGGUUGAUAAGUUGAGCGAGAAGUGCGAGAAAGAGUUUGAGAAUAUCAUGGUUUCGAGACAGGUAGUCCCCAAACUGAACGAUCUCGAGAGUCUCAUUAGUGAUGCAUCGCGGCGACGAGCGGAAUCGACGACAGAAACACCAACACCACCUCAUAUGCUCCCUCCACCGACCAUCCUCGCCGCCCAUCUCACGCCUACUCUCACAGCACACCAAUCGCAGCUUAAUGCACGCCUACAAACGACACAAUCACAAAACGCCUUGUUAUACGAUGAAGUACAACGUCAAAGAGAAGAGAUUCGAGCUUUACUUGAUACUCUGGAGGCUGUGGUAGCUGACGUUAAGGGCGCAAAUGACGCGCUGCGCCCGGUUGUAGGCGAUGUUGCUGCCGAGACGAGACAGGGAAUAACGGCUGUUGAAGCUGCAAAUGGAGGAGGGCAGGGACAACAUGGAGCGGCGACUUGA
This is a messenger RNA of Fusarium pseudograminearum CS3096, 738 nucleotides long. RefSeq lists its product as uncharacterized. The record is from RefSeq and is a predicted model, not a curated record. NCBI's taxonomy places the organism in Eukaryota, Fungi, Ascomycota, Sordariomycetes, Hypocreales, Nectriaceae. Gene Ontology annotation, biological process: chromosome segregation. The transcript has 3 exons. Gene Ontology annotation, cellular component: MIS12/MIND type complex. Bases 1 to 738 code for a protein of 245 amino acids.